Molecule: messenger RNA, 1772 nt
Organism: Otolemur garnettii (small-eared galago)
Lineage: Eukaryota; Metazoa; Chordata; Mammalia; Primates; Galagidae
Gene: ICA1
Product: islet cell autoantigen 1
Exons: 14
Coding region: 169-1620 (483 amino acids)
Biological process (GO): regulation of transport
Cellular component (GO): Golgi apparatus
Molecular function (GO): protein domain specific binding
Source: RefSeq, a predicted model, not a curated record
UCGCCUUCUUCUGACGCUGACGUCGGACGAGGGAGCCGGAGGGACGUUCCGACCACCGCCGGGAGGCUCCUGGGGGCCGGGGCUCCGAGGUUAUAAUAUAACUUAUCCUCUCAUGCUUUUUCCCUGUCCCUUCUCCCCAAAUCAUCAACAGUAGAAAAAGAAGAAAACAUGUCAGGACACAAGUGCAGUUAUUCCUGGGACUUACUGGAUCGAUAUGCUCAAGAUAAGUCAGUUGUAAAUAAGAUGCAACAGAAGUAUUGGGAAACGAAGCAAGCCUUUAUUAAGGCCACAGGGAAGAAAGAAGACGAGCAUGUUGUUGCUUCUGAUGCAGACCUGGACGCCAAGCUGGAGCUGUUCCACUCAAUUCAGAGAACCUGUUUGGACUUGUCUAAAGCAAUUGUACUUUAUCAAAAGAGGAUAUGUUUCUUGUCUCAAGAAGAAAAUGAACUGGGAAAAUUUCUCCGAUCCCAAGGCUUCCAAGACAAAACCAGAGCAGGCAAAAUGAUGCAAGCGACAGGAAAGGCCCUCUGCUUUUCUUCCCAGCAAAGGUUGGCCUUGCGAAAUCCUUUAUGUCGAUUUCACCAAGAAGUGGAGACUUUUCGGCAUCGAGCCAUUUCAGAUACUUGGCUGACCGUGAAUCGCAUGGAGCAGUGUCGGACGGAAUACAGAGGAGCGUUAUUGUGGAUGAAAGAUGUGUCUCAGGAGCUUGAUCCAGAUCUCUACAAGCAAAUGGAGAAGUUCAGGAAGGUACAAUCACAAGUACGCCUUGCAAAAAAAAACUUUGACAAAUUGAAGAUGGAUGUGUGUCAAAAAGUGGAUCUUCUUGGAGCAAGCAGAUGUAAUCUCUUAUCUCACAUGCUAGCAACAUACCAGACUACUCUGCUUCAUUUUUGGGAGAAAACUUCUCACACAAUGGCAGCCAUCCAUGAGAGCUUCAAAGGUUACCAGCCAUAUGAAUUCACUACAUUAAAGAGCUUGCAAGACCCUAUGAAAAAGCUAGUUGAGAAAGAAGAGAAGAAGAAGGUCACCCAGCUGGAAAGCACAGAGACAGCCGCGCGGGAGCCGAGUCAGUUAAUUUCAUUAGAGGAUGAAAACCAGCGCAAGGAAUCUUCUAGUUCUAAAACCGAAGAUGGAAAAGGUGUUUCAUCGGCCUUAGACGAAAGCUCUACACAUGGUGCCGGCUCAGGACCUAUAGAUGAACUAUUAGACGUGAAACCUGAGGCAGGUGCUUGCCUGGGCCCAGUGGCCGGGGCCCUGGAACCCGAAGGUGCUGACAGAGAUGACCUGCUGCUGUUGAAUGAGAUCUUCAACGCUUCCUCUCUGGAAGAGGGCGAGUUCAGCAAGGAGUGGGCGGCCGUGUUUGGAGACGGCCAACUGAAGGAGCCGGCACCGACGGCAGCCUCGGGAGAGCCGGACCCCAAGCCUCACAUGGGCUCAGGCUUUCUUCCUUCUCAACUGUUAGACCAAAACAUGAAAGACUUACAGGCCUCCCUACCAGACUCUGCGAAGGCUGCCUCAGACCUGACUGCCUGGUUCAGCCUCUUCGCUGACCUCGACCCACUAUCAAAUCCUGAUGCUAUUGGGAAAACUGAUAAAGAACAUGAAUUGCUCAACGCAUGAGCCUGCAGCCUUCGGGAGGAAGCCCACUAGCUGCUCUUCAGCCGCUGACCUGGGGGCCAGCAGCAGUGUAAAGUGUUCAGUAUGCUGUUUUAAUAUUUAUGUGCCAUUUUAAUAAAAUGAAGGGGUCAAAGGCCCUGUUUAUAUUGGUAUAA